CCGGCAUUCAACUAUAGGUCACAUCACCGGCAUUCAACUAUAGCAUUCCUCAACUCAUCACUCAUCACUCGACGGAUCAAUGGCGUCGCUAUCCAUGAGCGCGGCCGGGAGGGCGGCGGGGUGGACGCCGAAACAGAACAAGCUGUUCGAGCAAGUGCUGGCAGUGCACGACAGGGACACGCCCGACCGCUGGCACAACGUUGCCCGCGCCGUUGGCGGCGGCAAGUCGGCUGAUGACGUGAGGCGCUACUACGAGCUGCUCGUCCACGAUGUCGCCAACAUCGAGGCCGGCAAGGUGCCCUUCCCCGCCUACCGUCCCCCCUGCCCCGGCCCCAACGUUGGCUACGAGGCCGACAGGCUGAAGCACUUGAAGAUCUAGCGAGAUAGCUGGUAGGUACAUGGAUAUGAAGCAUAUAUGUGCGUGCUGGCCAGCAUGGAUGGGGAUAUCCUAUGAUAUGAUAUGAUAUGCAUGCAAGUCAUGGCGUGCAUGCAACUGUAUAUGCAAGGCUGCUAGCUAGAAGAAAGAGUCGACCGAUGCAUGUUCAUAUGUAUACAUAAUUAUUACUCCCUCCGUCCCAAAAUUCUUGUCUUAGAUUAGUCUAGAUACGGAUGUAUCUAACACUAAAACGUGACUUGAUACAUCCGUAUUUAGAAAAAUUUAAGACAAGAAUUUUGGGACGGAGGGAGUAUUUGGCAAUAGUAGCUAGUACAGUACAUAUUACAUGUUAUAGGAUGGUCUGUCUC
Triticum aestivum (bread wheat) is the source of this 744-nucleotide messenger RNA. RefSeq names its product protein RADIALIS-like 3. Lineage: Eukaryota; Viridiplantae; Streptophyta; Magnoliopsida; Poales; Poaceae. The transcript is spliced from 2 exons. The coding region runs from base 80 to 379 and encodes 99 amino acids. Gene Ontology annotation, molecular function: DNA-binding transcription factor activity. The record is from RefSeq and is a predicted model, not a curated record.